UCAGCUCUCGUCGAGAACAGCAAAAUGGUCGUCCUCAAACCACAGUCCGACUUUGGCCAUGCGCCGCCGCCUCAGACCCCUUACAGCAUCAUCAGCAACCUGCCUGGAUGGGGCAUGCUUCGAAACUUCCGCGAUGGAGACAUGUCUCCCAUGGCCAAAGUCGUUCAUAUUUAUCCGCGCUUUGGUCCAACGCACUCCGCUGCCAUGCUCGGCCAAGAGGUUGCGAAGAGACUAGGUCAUGAGGGCAAGUCCUGCAUGGUGUAUCUCAAUCCUGUCAUGUGGCCUUAUACGGCGGGCCAUGUUCAGAACAAGGCUCGCGAAGAGGCGGUCAUUGAUCCAGAAAAGCUCACCUUCAAGUGUGUUGAUGUUGCUGGACAUCGUCUCUAUGCCGUCUUGUUUGAACCAGCCGACACCAAGGCGCUUUUGCUCAGCUGGGGAACUCCCGGGCUUGGACUUUCUAUUCGGAUGGCCGAGCACUUGAUGAAGGAUAUCGACACCUUGGUUGAAGUCUCGUUCGAUGACUACAAGAACCCUCCCAAGCCAACUUAUACACCUGUUGGCCCAGCUCAUCAACUGCUCCGCGAACGUAUCAACUACUUUGUUCACCGUGGUGCCAUCGAUCCAGAGCUCGUCAAGAGCAAACCUAGUGACGUCCUUCUCUUCCCUACCGGCAUGGCCGCCAUCUUCUACGCGACAAAUCUUAUCCAGGAGUACCGCCCCGGAACCAAUAUUGUCCUCGGCGUCGUCUUCCACAACACACACCAUCAUCUACACGAAGAGAGUCCCAAUGGAUUCAAGCACUUUGGCAAGGUUGAUAAGCAAGGUCUCGACGAAAUGGAGGCGUGGCUUGACGGGGAAGCGAGCCAAGGCAGAAAAGUAAGCUUCGUCAUUGUUGAAUUUCCGGGGAACCCAACGACGGAAAGCACAGAUCUGUCUCGCCUCAAGAAACUGUCUGAGAAACAUGGUUUCGUGCUGAUUGUUGAUGACACUCUGGCGGGGUUUGCCAAUGUCGACGUUUUGGCCGACUCCGACAUCCUCCUUACCUCUCUCACCAAGUCCUUCAACGGCAGAGCUGAUGCCCUCGGCGGCUCCAUUGUCCUCAACCCACUUUCUCCUCACUACAACGAGCUGUCUUCACGAUUUGCCAAGGCCUUCAACAAUGAGUUCUUCACUGCCGACGCAGAGACGAUACUCCUCAACUCGGCCGAUUAUCUCCAACGCACGCGCCGUCUGAAUAGGAACGCGGAGGCCAUGGCAACCUUCCUGCACCGAACAAUCGGCCGCGAUGAUUCUCCCGUGGCCAAGGUCCAGUACCCUAGUCUGCUGCCCGACAAGUCCAACUAUGACCGCUACUUGAGGCGUAGCACCACGGAACUCCCCAACCCGGGAUACGGCUGCCUGUUGAAUGUCGAGUUUGAGAGCGUAGCAGCCGCCGAAGCGUUCUACGACCGAUGCGGCUUCUACUCCAGCCCACAUCUGGGUGGCCACGUCACCAUCAUGCUGGCGUAUAACAUGAUGAUGUUUGGAAAGAAGAAGGAGGAGAGGGAGGAGUUCAGAAAGUAUGGCGCCAUUGAGGAGAGCAUCAGGCUUUCUGCCGGUUUGGAAGAGGUGGAGGACCUGAUCGACACGCUCAAGGUUGCGCUAGAUGCAGCGACUGAGGCCAAGAAGAAGGCAGCCCCGAAUGGAACCCAAUGA
This is a messenger RNA of Trichoderma citrinoviride, 1695 nucleotides long. RefSeq names its product cystathionine beta-lyase/cystathionine gamma-synthase. The record is from RefSeq and is a predicted model, not a curated record. Bases 25 to 1695 code for a protein of 556 amino acids. The transcript has 2 exons. Gene Ontology annotation, molecular function: cystathionine gamma-synthase activity; pyridoxal phosphate binding. NCBI's taxonomy places the organism in Eukaryota, Fungi, Ascomycota, Sordariomycetes, Hypocreales, Hypocreaceae. Gene Ontology annotation, biological process: transsulfuration.